Messenger RNA from Penicillium diatomitis, 1152 nucleotides. RefSeq names its product GDP-mannose transporter (gene gmtA). Gene Ontology annotation, biological process: transmembrane transport. The transcript has 4 exons. The coding region runs from base 1 to 1152 and encodes 383 amino acids. Gene Ontology annotation, cellular component: Golgi apparatus. The record is from RefSeq and is a predicted model, not a curated record. NCBI's taxonomy places the organism in Eukaryota, Fungi, Ascomycota, Eurotiomycetes, Eurotiales, Aspergillaceae. Gene Ontology annotation, molecular function: GDP-mannose transmembrane transporter activity; antiporter activity.
AUGGUUGAUGAUAAGAAGACCAACGACUACGCCAUCGAGAUGGACAAACUCGAUCAGGGCAACAAGGCCUUCGAGGCCGCACCUCCUCCAUUGAACCGGGCCGCAAGCUCUCCGUCCUCCUCUAUAUCCAACAAUCCCGCUUUUCCGAUUUUGGCAUACUGCGGUUCCUCGAUUCUCAUGACUGUGAUGAACAAGUAUGUGCUGUCGGGUCUGGACUUUAACCUCAACUUUUUGCUUCUGAUGGUCCAGUCCGUCGUGUGUAUUUUCGCAAUUCAGACGUGCAAGUCCAUGGGUCUCAUUACCUAUCGGGACUUUAGCUCCGACGAGGCCAAGAAAUGGUUCCCCAUCACUCUCCUUCUUAUCGGCAUGAUCUACACCGGCUCCAAGGCUCUUCAGUUCCUCUCCAUUCCGGUUUACACCAUCUUCAAGAACUUGACCAUCAUUCUCAUCGCCUAUGGUGAGGUCCUGUGGUUCGGUGGCUCCGUCUCCAACAUGUCCCUCUUCUCCUUCGGCUUGAUGGUUCUCAGCUCCAUCAUCGCCGCCUGGGCCGACAUCAAACACGCUGUUGAGAGCAGCGGCGACACCAGCAGCAAGGUCUCGGCCCUCAAUGCUGGAUACGUCUGGAUGAUAAUCAACUGCCUGUGCACCUCAUCCUAUAUCCUCAGCAUGCGCAAGCGCAUCAAGUUGACCAACUUCAAGGACUUUGACACCAUGUUCUAUAACAACUUGCUGUCCAUCCCGGUCUUGAUCGUUGCCACUCUCUUGGUUGAGGACUGGUCCGCCGCCAAUCUGGCUCGCAACUUCCCCGAGGCCAACCGCAACGGCAUCUUCUUCGCCAUGAUCGUCACCGGUGUCUCCUCCGUCUUCAUCUCCUACACCUCCGCCUGGUGCGUUCGUGUGACUUCUUCCACCACAUACUCGAUGGUGGGUUCUUUGAACAAGCUCCCCAUUGCCGUGUCCGGUCUCAUUUUCUUCGAUGCGCCCGUCACUUUCCCCAGUGUGUCGGCCAUCGUUGUUGGUUUUAUUUCCGGCGUUGUGUACACAGUGGCGAAGAUCAAGCAGAACGCCAAGCCCAAGACCGGCGUCCUCCCCACGGCCAACCCCUUGGUCAGCGCCAGCAGCCAAAGCAUGCGUGACUCGCUGCGCUCUUGA